AUGGUUGAGGAGACAAGCAGCUGGCUCUUCCUCCUCCUCUUCUCCGUCGCGCUCCUCGCCGUCGCGCUCACCACCGCCCGCCACCGCCGUACCUCCAGCGACAAGCAGCCGCUCCCUCCCGCCCCGUCGCCGCUGCUCUUCCUCGCCAAGUUCAUCCUUCUACGCCGCUCCAUCUUUGACCUCGGCCCGCUCCUCCGCGACCUGCACGCGCGCCACGGCCCCGUCAUCUCCGUCCGCCUCUUCCGCACACUCGUCUUCGUCGCCGACCGCCGCAUCGCCCACCGCGUCCUCGUCCAGGGCGGCUCCACCUUCGCCGACCGCCUGCCGCUCCCUGAGCCGGGUCUCCUCUUCACCGCCGACGCCCACGACAUCAACUCCUCGCCCUACGGCCCCUACUGGCGCCUCGUCCGCCGCAACCUCGCCGUGGAGGUGCUCAGCCCGGCCAGCGUCGCCCUCUUCGCGCCGGCGAGGCGGCGGGUAAGCGACAUGCUCGUCCGCGACCUCCGCGACCGCGGUGGCGACGGCUCGCUCGCCGUCGAGCUGAGGCCGUCGCUCCGCCGCGCCACGUUCGAGCUGCUCCUGUACAUGAGCCUCGGCGCCAGGCUUAGCCCGGAGGCGCUCGACGAGCUCGAGAGGCUGGAGCUGUGGAUGCUCCGCUCCUUCACCAGCUUCCCCGUCUUCUCCUUCUUCCCGGCGCUCACCAAGAGGCUCUUCCGCAAGCGGUGGGCAGCUCACGUGGCCGUUCGCCGGAGGGUGGACGAGCUGUACCUCCCACUGAUCAACGCUAGGCGCGCCGGAGCUGGAGGCGAUCCACCCUGCUAUGCAGACUCACUUCUGCGGCUACGCGUGGGCGACGAAGGCGACCGGCCACUGAAGGACGCCGAGGUGACCGCCCUCUGCUCCGAGUUCCUGAACGCCGGCUCCGACACCACGGUGAUCUUGGUGGAGUGGAUCAUGGCCGAGCUGGUGAACCGGCCGGACGUCCAGGGCAAGGUAUACGACGAGGUGAGAGGGCGGCCGGAGCUGAGCGAGGGCGACCUGCAGAGGAUGCCGUACCUGAAGGCCGUGGUGCUGGAGGGGCUCCGGCUGCACCCGCCGGCCCACUUCUUGCUGCCGCACGGCGUGCAGAGAGACGCCGAGAUCGGCGGGUACGCUGUGCCCAAGGGCGCGGAGGUGAACGUGCUGAUCGCCGACUUCGGGCGGGACGAGGCGGUGUGGACGGCGGCGCGGGAGUUCAGGCCGGAGAGGUUCCUGGAGCUGGAGGGCGGCGAGGUGGACGUGACAGGGAGCAGGGAGAUAAAGAUGAUACCUUUCGGCGCCGGGCGGCGGAUGUGCCCGGGGUACACACUGGGGAUGCUGCACGCGGAGUAUCUGGUGGGCAGCCUAGUGAGGGAGCUGGAGUGGCUGCCGCCGGCGAAGGGGGUGGUGGUGGACAUGACGGAGGAGCUAGACUUCACCAUCGUCAUGAAGCACCCGCUCCGUAUCGCCUCGUCCCAAGGGGAUGUAAAUUAA
This is a messenger RNA of Oryza brachyantha (malo sina), 1512 nucleotides long. Its product is annotated as cytochrome P450 89A2-like. Gene Ontology annotation, cellular component: membrane. Gene Ontology annotation, molecular function: heme binding; iron ion binding; oxidoreductase activity, acting on paired donors, with incorporation or reduction of molecular oxygen, NAD(P)H as one donor, and incorporation of one atom of oxygen. The record is from RefSeq and is a predicted model, not a curated record. Lineage: Eukaryota; Viridiplantae; Streptophyta; Magnoliopsida; Poales; Poaceae. The transcript is spliced from 2 exons. The coding region runs from base 1 to 1512 and encodes 503 amino acids.